This is a messenger RNA of Macrosteles quadrilineatus (aster leafhopper), 1117 nucleotides long. RefSeq lists its product as uncharacterized. The transcript has 2 exons. Lineage: Eukaryota; Metazoa; Arthropoda; Insecta; Hemiptera; Cicadellidae. The coding region runs from base 5 to 982 and encodes 325 amino acids. The record is from RefSeq and is a predicted model, not a curated record.
AAUAAUGUAUAAUGAAGCAGAAACAUUUGUUGAGGCACGUUAUAUUUCGCCCCCUGAAGCAUGUUGGAGGCUGGCUGGAAAUGAAAUCCAAAGGAAAAGCCAUUCGGUGCAACGUUUGGACAUCCAUCUAGAAGGUCAGUACCGUGUGGGAAACAUGGAACAGACACAAGAAGAUGUAGCGGACACUGGCCUGAAAGGGUCCACCUUAGAGGCGUACUUUAAACACAACUCUAAACUUCACAUAGAAGAAGAGAAUGGGAAUGAAGUAAUCUACUACUUCUACUGGCAGAUGCCAGAAAAGUACAAAUGGUUAGGCAAAACAAGUGAAUGGGUGGUACGACAGCGAAGCUCAAAAACUAUUGGAAGGAUCCACACCGUGAACUUGGUGGCCCAACCUGAACUUUAUCACUUGAGAAUGCUCCUCUUUCAUACCAAAGAUGCCAAAAGUUUUGAAGACCUUAAAUUUGUAAAUGGGACUGCCUAUUCCACUUAUAAACAAGCAUGCCUGGCAAAAGGCCUUACAUAUGAUGACCAGCAAUGGAUUGAUGGGCUGCGGGAAUCCGCUUUGUCAAAGAUGCCGAGUGUCAUGAGGACACUCUUUUGUCAAAUCUUGAUUCUCGGAUCACCAGAAAACCCUAAACGUCUCUGGGAUAUGUUUAAGGACGAGUUGGCAGAAGAUUUUCUUAGAGAAGCAGAGAUUUCUGGAACCCCUCUAGAAGAUGCUUACAACAGAGCAUAUAGAAUCAUAGCUUACAAGCUAAAUACUGAAGCUACAGAAGGACGCAACUUCCGUUUUUGGGUAGAGAACUAUGGAAUGGAUGAUAUUAACGACUUCGAGAUGAAUGAGGAGGUUUUUAACGUAGGGCAAUCUCAUGAAAUUGGCCAUCGCCUCUACAACAACCUCAAUGAUAAACAGAAGGAAUUUGUUGAUGCUGUCAUCCAAACACUUGAUGAUGAGAGUUCAGGUACAGUACACUGUUAAUAAACUGAGAAAUUCAGGUGCGAGAAUACCUAGGAUACCACUAAUAGCAUUGAACAUAUGUUUUAGCAAUUCCAUUUAACCAAUGUUAAAUAAUGUUUAUUUUCGGGCCAAAAACGUCAUUUGUUGAUGUUUAUG